This is a messenger RNA of Arachis ipaensis, 1380 nucleotides long. The record is from RefSeq and is a predicted model, not a curated record. NCBI's taxonomy places the organism in Eukaryota, Viridiplantae, Streptophyta, Magnoliopsida, Fabales, Fabaceae.
AUGGAUACUAACAAUCCAGAAUCAGGAAUGAACCCAGGCGCUCUUAGUGCCGAAUCUACAGCAAACCCAGGCACUUUUAGUGCCGAAUCUGUAACUGCUCUUCUCAACCAACUCUCUGCUCAACUUGGACGCAACAAUGGAACCUCAAACCCAAGCAUUGAUCAGAUCAGUCCUUACUUCAUUCAUCCGUCUGAAAACCCUGGUUGGAUUAACUUGUCUCUGAGUUCAGAUAUUUCACGAAGUAUAAUGUGGAAUAAUCUAGCUUAUGAGAUAUGGAGUGAAUUGCGAAGAAGAUACUAUCAUGGUGAUAGGUUCAGAAUAGCUAAAUUGAAGGAAGAAUUUCCAAAAUGCUCCUGUGGUCUUGGAGUUAUUCGAUCAUAUAGAUCUGAGGGAUGUGUGGUGAAAUUUCUACGGGGGUUAAAUGAUCAAUUCUCAACUAUACGUUCACAGGUCAUGAUGAUGGAGCCACUACCCAAUCUUGAUUCUACUUUUGCCUUGCUCACACAACAAGAAAGGCAACUUGGCUUUCAUGGAGAAGAAUCUCAAAUACUUCUCAAUAUUGCACAACACAAAUCUCCACAAGGAACCAAUUCCAACAAAGGAUCAGAUUCUACUAAGAGUGAUAUUGUUGCUGCUAAUCGACAAGGCAGAGGAAAGAGCAGAACAUAUAGAGGUAAAGGAUCGGGUAGAGGAAAAAUUGUUUGCACAUAUUGUGGAAAGCUUGGACACACAAUAGAUGUUUGCUAUAGGAAACAUGGUCUGCCACCACAUCUGAAGGAGAGAUAUAAUAGUGGUGGUGCUGCAACAUUCAAUUAUGCAGCCACUGAUGAACAUGCUGAUGAAGACAGUGCAGAUCAGAAGCAGCAAAGAAGUGACGAGCAAUGCUUGGAAUUCACUCAAGAUCAGAAGAUUGCUUUACUAGCUCUUCUUCAGCGCAAUGAGUUACAGUCCAUCCACAGCACCAACCAAAUAGUUGGCCAAACUCCAGCAAUGAGAGGUAACACUAACCAAGUGAUUCAACUAUUGCAUUUUAAGUCACAUGUUUUGGCUGAGAGAAGUGGUGAUGAAACAGAAAAGUCAAAAUCUUGGAUCAUUGAUAUAGGAGCCACUAACCAUGUAUCAUAUUAUCUUCAAGAUUUUAAAACUUACCAUCAUAUUCCUACAAUUAUAGUUAAGCUUCCAAAUGGCUCCUACACCACAAGCAACAUCAUAGGAACAGUUAGAUUUUCUGAUUUACUUUAUCUUACCAACACAUUAUACAUACUUAGCUUUAACUAUAAACUUAUUUCUGUUUCAUCACUUACGUCAAAUUUAAAAUGCAAAUUGGAAAUAAUUGACACAAUGUGUGAGAUACAGGAUUCAUCAAAGACGAGGAUUUGA